CCACCCGUCAAUGUCGUUCUUUCUUUUUUUUAUCGUUGAUGACGGCUUGUCGUUCAGGAAAAAGAAAAGAAGUUUUAUUUAUUUUUAUUUUUUUUAUUUUUAUCUUGUGGAAGGAAGGAGGAAAAGAAAUAAAACCGAAGGAUACGAGAAACCCCGCGAGAAAAAUGGGCAGAACACACUAAAACCCUAACGCCUCUUCACUCCUCAGGUGAAUGAUUUUUAGAACCUACUUUGUGAAAAAUUUUGAAUUUAAGCCCCAAUUCACUUCGUGCUUGGUUCACAAUGUCUGCAAGAAAAAUAGGUGAAACUCAAGCUGAUGAUUUGGGCUCUGCCCCAGUACUGCAGCCCAUCAGAAUCACCAAGUCCGGCGAAGACAACGACAAAAAGAGUGCCAACAGAAGACUUAAAGAUGCUGAAAUUGCCGUUCCUAUAGCAUACGGAACAAUAGCUUUCUAUCUAGGUAGAAAGGCCAGUGAGUCUCAGUCGCAUAAGUGGACAGUUUAUGUACGUGGGGCCACAAAUGAGGAUCUUGGGGUGGUUUUAAAGAGAGUUGUAUUUCAGUUGCAUCCUAGUUUCAAUAACCCUACAAGAGUGGUCGAAUCAGCCCCAUUUGAGUUAUCGGAAUGUGGUUGGGGUGAAUUCGAAAUUGCCAUCAGUCUAUUUUUCCACAGUGAUAUUUGUGAUAAGCAGUUGGACCUGUAUCACCAUCUAAAGUUAUAUCCUGAAGAUGAAUCUGGUCCCCAGUCAAUCAAGAAACCUGUUGUUGUGGAAACUUACAAUGAGAUUGUUUUUCCCGAUCCUUCAGAGAGUUUUAUUGCUCGUGUGCAGAAUCAUCCUGCUGUUGUCGUGCCCCGUUUGCCUGCUGGUUUUACCUUGCCUAAUCCUGUAACAGUUGAAAAUGCUAAUGAAAAGGAAAGAGGAGAUACCAAAGAUCAUCCCCUUGCUCAGUGGUUCAUGAAUUUCUCAGAGGCUGAUGAACUGUUGAAACUUGCAGCUGCUCGUCAACAGGUGCAAGCUCACAUUGUUAAGCUGAGAAGACAAUUGAGCGUGAUGGAUGGGCCUCCUCAGCUGUCAAAACCACCCUCCGGUUACGAAUGUACAUGAUCAUGGGGAAUAUAUUUAGCUUUUCCUCAUCGGUGUAAAUCAUGGAAGAUCCUUACCAAUUAAUAUUAGAUAUGAACUUGUAUGCGCAUGAUAGUGGGGAAUAUAAUUGGAAUUUCGUCAUUGGUGUAAAUCAAGAUCGGUUUUAUUGAUUAUCAGAUGUGAUCGUGUGUACAGAUUAGUUAUUGCAGCUGUUCUUGUAGAGCUAACCAACUCAAGUUUAGUAGAUGAAGAAGAAUGGAUGCUUAUGUAGUUAUUGCCAACCAUACUAUUGUAUACCGUGCAUGUUUUAAUUUGUCCAUUUGGGCAGAGAAGAUGUAGUUUCCACUUGUUAUAUUCCAGAUGAUGACUAAAUUGAAAAAUGCAUGAUGGUAGAUCUUGUCUUUCC
Messenger RNA from Ziziphus jujuba (common jujube), 1489 nucleotides. Its product is annotated as transcription initiation factor TFIID subunit 14b. The transcript is spliced from 6 exons. Gene Ontology annotation, biological process: regulation of DNA-templated transcription. NCBI's taxonomy places the organism in Eukaryota, Viridiplantae, Streptophyta, Magnoliopsida, Rosales, Rhamnaceae. Bases 283 to 1104 code for a protein of 273 amino acids. The record is from RefSeq and is a predicted model, not a curated record.